Neohortaea acidophila is the source of this 681-nucleotide messenger RNA. RefSeq names its product Bromodomain-containing protein. Gene Ontology annotation, molecular function: protein binding. Lineage: Eukaryota; Fungi; Ascomycota; Dothideomycetes; Mycosphaerellales; Teratosphaeriaceae. The record is from RefSeq and is a predicted model, not a curated record. Bases 1 to 681 code for a protein of 226 amino acids. The transcript has a single exon. Gene Ontology annotation, cellular component: NuA4 histone acetyltransferase complex.
AUGACUCGUAAACGACGAGGAACCUUGCAGUCGCAUCAACCUCCUACAAAACGAAAGCGCCACGAAUCGUCUUUUGGCAUUCCCGAGCAUGUAGAAGACUACGACGAUCUCGGAACACCGCCUCCGCGCUCCAACACCGUCAUCGCGACACGCAACUUCCAUAAGCUCUCUGCGACGCUCAUGAACGACAUCAACAGCCACAAGCACGCUUCCUACUUUGCCAAUCCCGUGCGUGACCGCGAUGCUCCGGGCUACAGCGAGAUUAUCAAGCAGCCGCAGAACCUCAAGGGCAUUCGCGCAGCCAUCAGCGCCGGCACGCGAGCCAUUGCCGCCGCCGCCACGGCUGGAGAGUCGCCUUCUGUCGCCGAGACGCCUGGGAGGAACACUUACCCUGCUACGGGCGAGGCGACAUUGGAACUCGAACGCAGCGAAGACGUUGAGCCGCCCAAGGCGAUUGUCAACGCGGGGCAGUUGGAGAAGGAGGUGAUGCGGAUGUUUGCAAAUGCGGUCAUGUUCAAUCCCGGGCAGGAUGGGCUGGUGGGCUUCACGAGGGAGAUGAUGGAGGAUGUCGAGGCGAAGAUUCGGGAGUGGAGGGGCGAGGCUGGGGGCAAUGGUGGUGGAGGGGAAGAGGAGGAGGUGGAGGAGGAGAGUGGGAAGGGGAAGAGGAGGAGGAUGGCUUAG